Molecule: messenger RNA, 423 nt
Organism: Adineta steineri
Lineage: Eukaryota; Metazoa; Rotifera; Eurotatoria; Adinetida; Adinetidae
Source: the annotation of a GenBank genome assembly
AUGGAAUUAUUACAAUUAAAUACAUUACAAUUAUCCGAUGUUGCAUAUUUCUGUAAUCGAUAUCCAAAUAUUGAUGUAUCAUAUGAAAUUUUAAAUAAUGAUAAUCUUAUUAGUAAUAGUACCGUUAAUAUAAAGGUUAAAUUAGAACGUGUUAAUGAAAGAUCGGAAUCAGUUAUUGCUUCAUUAUUUCCACAAAAACGUGAAGAAGGAUGGUGGUUAGUUAUUGGAGAUUCAACGACAAAUACUUUAUUGUCAAUAAAACGAUUAACGAUACAAGAGAGAAAUGAAAUUGUUUUGGAUUUUAUGGCCCCAACAGGUGGUAAACAUGAUUAUAUACUUUAUCUGAUGUCAGAUUGUUAUAUGGGCUGUGAUCAUGAAUAUAAAUUUUCGAUUAAUAUUCAAAAUCCUAUUAAUAUGACAUAA